AUGUCGCCACCACCACCACCGCCACCGCCGCCGCCGCCGUCGCCGCUUUACCGCAAGAAUGCUGUUCAAGCAGCGAAAAAGAUAUGUGUUGUUUACGGAGACAAUGCUGUAAGUGAACGAACAGUGCGCGAAUGGUUUGUGAAAUUCAGACGGGGCGAAUUUAAUGUUGAAGACCGGCCACGCUCCGGUAGGCCAUCCGCGGUUGAUGACGACCAAAUCAAGGCGCUGAUCACAAAUAAUCAGCAUAUUACCACUCGUGAGAUAGCAGAGAGACUCAAAGUGUCGAAUUCGACCAUUUAUGAGCAUUUGAUGCGGCUUGGCUUCGUUAGUCGCCUUGAUGUUUGGGUACCCCACGAAUUAACCGAAAGAAAUUUAAUGGACCGUAUUUCCACCUGCGAUUUAUUGCUCAAACGCAACGAAAACGACCCAUUUUUUAAACAGAUGAUAACGGGCGAUGAGAAAUGGAUCAUCUACAAUAAUGUUGAGCGAAAACGGUCGUGGAGUCAUUCAAGUGAGCCGCCAUCAACCACCCCAAAGGCCAAUAUCCAUGCCCAGAAAGUGAUGCUCUGUUGCUGGUGGGAUUGAAAGGGCAUU
Ooceraea biroi (clonal raider ant) is the source of this 594-nucleotide messenger RNA. RefSeq names its product histone-lysine N-methyltransferase SETMAR-like. Gene Ontology annotation, cellular component: site of double-strand break; nucleus; condensed chromosome. The record is from RefSeq and is a predicted model, not a curated record. Gene Ontology annotation, molecular function: histone H3K4 methyltransferase activity; double-stranded DNA binding; single-stranded DNA endonuclease activity. Gene Ontology annotation, biological process: replication fork processing; DNA integration; double-strand break repair via nonhomologous end joining. NCBI's taxonomy places the organism in Eukaryota, Metazoa, Arthropoda, Insecta, Hymenoptera, Formicidae.